ACAUAUCAAUCCAACACUAGUUGUGUGCCUCCACACACCCUAAACCCACAACAAUUUGAAGUCACCAAGAUGGUUAACAGAGGGUUGAUCUCUAUUAGUAUUCUCUAUGCUCUCAUCUUUAGCUUUGGUUCCUCAAAGGCUCAGAUGGUUCCAGCUGUUUACGUGUUUGGAGACUCACUUGUUGAUGUUGGAAACAACAACUACUUGCCACUUUCCGUUGCAAAGGCAAAUCAUCGUCACUAUGGCAUUGAUUUUCCUACCCACAAACCAACUGGAAGAUUUAGCAACGGCAAGAAUGCUGCAGAUCUUGUUGCUGAAAAAUUGGGUUUGGCAACUUCACCACCUUACCUCUCCCUAAAAUCAAAGACCAACAAAAAUAAUGCAUCCUUCAUGGAUGGUGUCAGUUUUGCCUCUUCAGGUGCUGGAAUAUUUGAUGGUAGAGAUGAACGUUAUGGACAAUCAAUACCGUUGACAAAACAAGUGGACUACUAUUCAAUUGUACACGAAGAAAUGAUACGAGAAGUAGGAGCUGCUGAUCUUCAGAAUCAUCUUUCAAAAUCAAUUUUCGUUUUGGUGAUUGGCAGCAAUGAUCUCUUUGGGUACUUUGAGUCAUCGGAUCUUCGCAAGAAAAACACCCCACAGCAGUAUGUGGAUUCCAUGGCUUUCUCACUAAAAGUGCAACUACAGCGAUUAUACGACCAGGGGGCCCGUAAAUUUGAGAUUGCAGGAGUUGGGACACUUGGAUGCGUCCCUGUUUACAGGCUAAAGAACAAAACGGAAUGCGUUGAAGAAGUGAAUUACUGGUCGAAAAAAUAUAAUGAAGGGCUUCGAUCCAUGUUGAAGGAAUGGCAAUCGGAGAAUGGAAGCAUAAUCUACUCCUACUUUGACACUUAUGCUGCAAUCAACGACAUCAUUCAGAGUCCACCUUCCUAUGGAUUUACUGAGGUGAAAGGUGCUUGUUGUGGAGUAGGCGAGCUGAAUGCUAGGGCUACCUGCCUGCCAUUGUCAAACCUUUGUCCUAAUAGACAAGAUCACCUCUUCUUUGACCAAUUCCAUCCUACGGAGGCAGCUUCUCGAAUACUUGUUGAUAGACUUUUCAAUGGCUCUUCAAGUUACACAUCUCCCAUUAACAUGAGACAGCUGAUACAUGCCUAAAUUUUGAAAAAUUAUUAAGUAGUUUUCAACCAUAUGAUUACCGAUUAAUCUUCAUAUCACAUAUAAUCAAGUAUUAUUAUUUUUUAUAUAUAUAUUAUUCUAUGAA
Molecule: messenger RNA, 1261 nt
Organism: Cajanus cajan (pigeon pea)
Lineage: Eukaryota; Viridiplantae; Streptophyta; Magnoliopsida; Fabales; Fabaceae
Product: GDSL esterase/lipase At5g55050
Molecular function (GO): hydrolase activity, acting on ester bonds
Source: RefSeq, a predicted model, not a curated record